This is a messenger RNA of Colossoma macropomum (tambaqui), 3574 nucleotides long. RefSeq names its product zinc finger HIT-type containing 6 (gene znhit6). The record is from RefSeq and is a predicted model, not a curated record. The transcript is spliced from 10 exons. The coding region runs from base 153 to 2384 and encodes 743 amino acids. Gene Ontology annotation, biological process: maturation of LSU-rRNA from tricistronic rRNA transcript (SSU-rRNA, 5.8S rRNA, LSU-rRNA); snoRNA localization; box C/D snoRNP assembly. Gene Ontology annotation, cellular component: pre-snoRNP complex; nucleus. Lineage: Eukaryota; Metazoa; Chordata; Actinopteri; Characiformes; Serrasalmidae.
CGGCGUAAUAGAGCUGCGACUGCAGAGUGUGUGAGUCUCGUGGAGGGGCUACACGAGUGUGUGUGUGUUCUUAGUGUGUGUGAGAGAGUGUGUGUUCAGUGUGUGUUCACUCAGUGUGUGUGUUCAGUGUGAGAGUGUGUUGUAGUGUGAGUAUGUUGUCUGUGUCGGAGAUCAAACAGGAGGAGAAACCGGGAGAGUCAGCGGAGUCAGAGGAGGCUGCGGAGCCGCGUGGAGUGAAGCGGAAGAUCUCCCUGACUCGCUGUGAUGUGUGUGAAGCUGAGGAUGCGAAGUACAGGUGUCCCAACUGCCUGAAGUUCUCCUGCAGUCUGUCCUGUGUGAAGCAGCAUAAGCAUGAGUCGGGCUGCAGCGGCGUUCGGGAUAAGACGGCCUUCGUUCGUCUCUCUCAGUUCAGCGAAAUCAACCUGCUCAAUGACUACAGGUUACUUGAGGAAACGGCUCGCGUGGCAGACAAACCCAACAGAGACUCGCUCCUGCAUAUUAAUCCUCAACACAGCACCACUGUGAAGCUGGUGAGGAGGAACGCAGCAGCAGCCAAAGUCAACCUGAAGAUCCUCCCCAAAUCCUUCACCAGACGCAAAGAGAACACCUCCAUCUACAUCAAAGUAGAGCAGAAGCUGUACUGGCACCUGAAGCUGCACUUCCCCCAGAGCAGCGCCCAGUAUACUGACAGAGUGCCGGAAGACCGGCUUCUGGAGCAGAUUCUCAGUGACUACGUCCACCCUACUGAAUCAGACCCAGUCAAGCGCCAAAGGUUGAAGCUGUACGUUGUCUCUCCUCCUGAUCAGCUGUGUGUGUUUAUGAAGUCGGAGCAGAGGCAGCCCGGCUCUCUGAGGUACCAUGAGCUGGAUUUGAAGAAGAGUCUCCGUGAGAACCUGAUGUUCAAAACAGUGGUGGAAUAUCCGGAGCUCCAUGUGGUCCUGAAGGAACGCUGUCAGGAAUACCUCACUCGGUUCCCAGAGAGGAAGAGUGUGGUGAAGUCCAGUGACCCCAAAGGGAGCGCCACAACAUGGGGAACCUCAUACCUGCCUGUAUCAAGCUCCAGAGAUGAUCCAGAACCUCCAGAGGGCCUGAAACACCCAGAGAAGAGGAGGAAAUGCAUGGCUGAUGAAUCUGAGUUGGAAGAAGGAGAGAUUAGGAGUGAGGAGGAGGAUGAAGAUGAGCAUGUUCGUAGCGCUGGUCAUGCUAAAGAGCAAAAAAGCACAGAUCGUAAUCCUCCUCACAAAGAUGAAAGUUCCGAAGAUGAUGAUGAUGAUAAGGAUGAUGACGAUGAUGAUGAGGAUCAGGGUGGUACUAUCAGCAGCCAACAUGCAACCAUGAAAACAGAUGACCCUCCUUCUCGUGAUCCUGGUGAAGAAGUUAAAGUUCAGGCUGAUGCUGUUGCUACUGUUACCGUGGAAACACAUCAUUGUCUUCCUCAUGAAGGUGAGGAGGUGGAGGACCGUCAGGUUAGCACUGCUAAUGACCUAAACGGAACCACGAAAACAAAUGACCCUCCAGCUCAACCUGAUCAUUGUGAAAAGAAUGAAGAUCAGAUUAGUGAUCAAAUGGUAACCAUGGAAACAGCUGACCCUGUACCUCACAGUCAUGGUGAACUGGCAGGUGAUGAAGGCCUGGUCCAUUGUGAUGUUGACAUGGUUCUUGCUGUUAAUGACCCAAAGGUAACCAUGAAAACUGAUCUUCCUCCUUCUUCUCAUGAUGAAGACGUGAAGGAGGAUGAUGAUGGUGGCACAGCUCAAGACCAAAAUGCAGCCAUGGAAACAGAUCACCCUCCUUCUCGUGAUCGUGGUCAAAAGAACGAUGAUGGUCAGGUUGAAGGUACUCAGAACGGUGCUAAUGACCAAAAGGUGACCAUGGAGACGUCUGAAUCUUCUCUUCGUGGUCCUUGUGAAGGCAGUGAUGAAGAUCGGGUUGAUGGUGGUGUUGACCGAGCCGUAUCUACUAAUGAUGAGGAUGUAACCGUGGAGACAGAUCGUAAUCUGCACUUUGAUAAUGGCGGUGAUGAGGAUGGUGAUGAAGGUGAAGUUGAUGGUGCUGAUAAUACUGAUGUUGCUAUUGACCAAAAGGUAGCCAUGGAAACAAAUAGCCCUCUUCCUCAUAGUCAUGAUAAACAGGGUGGCGAUGAAGGUCACCAUGGUGGUGUUGACUGUGCUUCUGCUCUCAAUGACCAAAAGGUAACCAUGGUAACAAACAGCCCUCUUCCUCAUAGUCAUGAUAAACAGGGUGGUGAUGAAGGUCAAGUUCAUUGUGGUGUUGACAGUGUUCCUGCUCUCAAUGACCAAAAGGUAACCGUGGAAACAGACUGCCUUCCUUCUUCUGCUCAUGAUCAAAACACUGAUCGUGAUUGUGGUGAUGAUGGUCAUUAGAGUGGCACUACUGAUGACCAAAGAGUGACCAUAGAAACAGAUGGUCUUUAUGAACGUUGUGAAGAGGAGGAUAUCAAAGGUCAGGUUGAUGGUGUUGAUAGUGCUGCUGCUGUCAAUGACCAAAAUGUAACCAUGGAAACCGAUUGCCUUCAUUUAGCUUCUAAUGAUAAGCAUCAUGAUGACCAUGAUGGUGGUCAGGGUGAUGUUGAUGGACACGGCAAUGGACAAAUACAGGCUGCAAAUGUGGACGCAAUGGAAAGACCACUUACUGACUGAUAGCUUCUCUUUAAUUAGUACAGUAUUACUUUUGUUUUUGUAACUUUCUUAUGAAGGUGAUGGAAAGUCACAGUCACAUUCUGACAACUAUAUAAACCCCUUUAUUUUCUCUUUUCUGUACUAUAUUUUAUUUGGCAAGUCCAGUUUUGUACUGUGAAUCAUGUGAGUCUGCUACCUUUAUUAUUUUUGAUUUCACCCUUGCGGCUUUAUUUAAGAGGUUCAUACACAGUGAUAAGGUAUACAUAUGGAAUUAACGGGUAAUCCCGAAAUUUCAACAUAAUUAAAUGGCUAACAUGUAAACACAGUCAUUCAGAGUGGUUUGGUGUGAAAAGUUCAGUUUUAGGGAAACUUGGAGUCGGAAUUGUUCACAGUGGUGGUGAUAGGAACCAGACGUCCUCCUCUAAAAGCUCCCUCACAGAAGGUUAUUACAUUCAUGACCACUUCAGACACUGCCUGCUGUCUGAGGCAUUGUUUUACGAUGCUUUUGAGACCAUUUAUUAGCCUAAAAUGUACAUUUUCUAAUUCUGUUCAUGGUGAUGUGCAUGCAGGGCACUAUGAGGAGAAAUAGUCCCCAAAGAAAACAUAUUUUCUCCGAUUUAUGAUUGAAAUGAUGUGAAAUGGUGAUUGAAAUGGUUCCUAUCACCACCACUGUAAAGAAAUCAGACAGUACGGCUCUCCACAUCUUCCUGUCAAACCACUCUGACUGUAUACUGUAUACAUCUCUAUUGGAUUAUGCAGAUAUUUUGUGAAAUCUGUGAAAUUCCCAUUUAACAGUGUUUGUUUUCAGGAGCUUCGCUUCGGUUCAUUCUUCUGCGUCUUCUACAGAGUAAUGAGCAGGACAGGCUGAUGUGGGCGGGACUGUUAUUUCUGUGAAAUCAGUUUUUAAUAAAAAGGGGUGUGUCCCGGUCAAAUUA